Molecule: messenger RNA, 8188 nt
Organism: Paramuricea clavata
Lineage: Eukaryota; Metazoa; Cnidaria; Anthozoa; Malacalcyonacea; Plexauridae
Source: the annotation of a GenBank genome assembly
GGAAAAAAAUAUGGAGAACUCAGAUUUCUGUACAGUUUUGCAAAACAUACCAAGUUUAAACCAAAGUAUCUCCAAAACCUAGCAAACGAUGUGAGUUUUUUUUUAAUAGAACUAAUGAACGAACAUUGGGCUUUAAAAUGGCGGGUUUUGAUGAAGGCGAAGCAGAAGCGAUCGCAUCAAAUUGGGUGCAAAAUUUGAGAUUUCGUUUUGCGCGAAUGGGGUUGAAUUAUCACAGCGAGUCGAAAGAGGAUGAAAAAAGCAACGAUAAACUGGUCGAUCCAGGAAGGAAGAGCGUUAAAGAUGUCGAAGAAAGGGUAAUAAAUUAUAGAAAGCCUUUAACAAGUAAAGGCAAGGUAGAAUUAUCUGAUUUAAACGGAGAUUUGAGCUGCAAAAAUGGUGAUAAUUUGAAGCCUUUCGAACCAGAUGUGUCAGCAGAAAACAUCACGUCACAUCGCCUAGAUCAGUGUGAUUUGCCUAGCACAAGAAGUGAAAGGAGUCGGGUCAAUCUCGAAAGCCUUCGAGAAAAACGACUCCAUUUUUUUCAACAGCAAAAGAGCUUGACUACUUCCCCAAGUUUUGAUAAUAAAGAAGCUUUAAAAACUUUGAAUGUUUGUGAUACCCUUAGUAAAUCUGUGAUCCCAAAAGAGUCACAAAAUGUGUCAAAUGAAAAUGAUGAAUUUGAAAAUGCUGUACAUUAUGAUAAGCUCAAAGGGUCGGGGAGGUUUGACGCUUACAAUAAACAGACUACCUCCAAUGAAGAAUCUAGCACAAAGCUUUCGAAAUCUAACAGUAUUGAAAAUUCAAAGAACAUGGCUUGGAAAAGCUCUAAAUCCAAUGCCAUUGAUAGCUCUAAGCCUGACGAAGUUUUGCCGAAAUCUAGAAAUGGAUGCAUGUCGUUAACGCUUGAUUACUUGAGUUUGGAUGACUCAUUAGCAGCUAACGAACAUCAACGAUAUCUGCCGAUUAAUUCAUCUGGGACUCGUAGAUGUACUACAAGUACUAGAGGUUUCGAUAAUGUAAUUAACCGAGAAAUUAGUGGUGGUUUUGGAAAGGAAACUUACGAGUCCAAAGAUGCAUUGCAAGUCUUCCCAAUUGAGAUAGAUGAUGAAGAUUGUGACCUAAGAAUCAGAAAUACUGAGCCAGAAGUCUUGUUAGAUUACAAUAGUGAUUCCGACUCAGACUUUACCUUGGACGACCCUAUUUCAAGACAUACAAGUCCCAGGGUCGAAGACAGUCCGAUAUGGGAACGUCUUUGUCGUAAUUCUGGAACAAUCUCCCCAUUGGCUCAAUCAGUUUCACCGCCUGCGCCACAGAUAACCGGCGCAUUGUACCAUGAAUUUUCAUGCAGCGAUAAAGAGUUAGGUCAAGAAGUUUUAAUUUCUGUUGGUAACAAUGAAAGUAAUAAGGCUCAUCAAAGGCCGAGAUCGUUAUCUCACCCGAGUACCGCUCGAGAUUGUUCAGAAAUGUGUGGGUCAUCGUAUACGUGUUGUUGUGCAAGUCCUAAUGAUGGUGUCAAUGUUGUGUGUAGUGUUUCUUCAACGAAAGAGUGUGUUGAUGUGGAAAUAAGUUAUAGUGAUAGUGGUGAUAUUAUGUCAAAUGGUUGGUUCAAUUCAAGCAAACACAACUUGUCAAGAAAAGAUAAUUCAGUAAAUAAAUCCAAAAGUUAUUCCCAUGGUCAUUUACCAAAUAAACAAAGAGUGACUAAAUCACAAGAUGAUUUGAUGAAUAAUUCUGUAAAGAACUCUGAAUCUUAUGGUACAUUGCCAAAUAAAGAAAUUGACAAUAUAAAUGAACAAUACUUUGAUGUUUGCAUUUGUCCUGCGUGUGACGAGAUCAACCGUGGCAGUUCAAAUUGGUGCUCAGAGUGUGGAGCAGCAUUAGCAAGUACAAAACCUAUCAGCGGCAAAUCAAUUGACUUGCGUAACGAGCCAACCCACACUGGCAAACCUCCAAUACCAAAGACUCAAGCUGGCUCUCAGCCAACAGAAUCUAGCAAAAUAAAUGGACUAAGGCAGUCUCCGUCAACCAAAAAGUCUGUGUCAAUCCCGACAGCUGAUUCGGACUUCCGGAGUGUGAGAAACAAACCCAAACAUAACGGUCGUCGUUGGGAAAAAUCUAACUUAGCUUGGAGCACAUUUCAAGAUAGCCAUCUCUCGAAGCCACCCAGUACGAAGAAUUUAAAAAAUUAUCCUCGGAAAGGCGGUAUUGUUAAAGAGGAAGCUGAUGUAUCUCGGCCAAGAUCAACCUCGUUUAAGAACCCAGGGAAUCAUGGGAAGACAGAUGAUGGAAGUUGUGUGCCAGGAAGCUUGCCGAGAUCCCACAAGUUCCGAGAAUUUAAGAAGAAAAAAGGAAAUUCCUCAGAUCAUGCUGUUGGGAGCUUGGUAAGAAAACAGUUAUUUUUAACCUUGACAUGUACUGUUAUUAAUUAUACUUUUCAACUAGUUUUUAUAGAAAUAAUCUCAAAGUAAUUUUAUUUGAUAACCCUAUUGUAAUUUUAUUUAAUAUCAGACCUUGAAAGGGAUAAAAGCUACGGAAAAGAAAACCAACCGUACCACUUGCAAAACUAAUGGUUCAGGUAUGUACUGUUUGUACAUCAUAACACAUUCUUGGUUGAUUGUUGUAGUACUAGACUUCUAUAAGAUAAGUUGAAAUCUUGAGACCUGAUUCACAUUUAUAUAGCAAUAAUCCUUAAGCUAAUUAGCCAGCACAAAAAUUUGGGUUGAAUCUACUUCCAGACCUUAAACCAAUUACGUAUACUUUAUUCUUCUAAGGUUCUCCAAAGUAUGAUGAAAUAACUGAGAUGGUACAGUAUCUAUGUUUUAUAGCUGUAGUGUUUAAGCUUCAACACUGUAAAGACAAAAAAAAUUCUUGCAAGGAAAAUUUCCCCUCACAGUAACUGUUUUUUUACAUUCACUUCUAGAUUCGAACUAGCCGUGAAAAGCCGCAGCCAUAUUUAUGUCUUCCCGACGAAAUCAUCUUGAGAAUAUUUUGCCAUCUCUCUCAUGCUGAGUUAGCCAGAUGUUCCUGUGUUUGUCAACAGCUUCAACGAAUAUCACAAGAUGAAAUUUUAUGUAAGUAGACACUGGAUCACUAAGAGAUAUGACUCUUACUCAACCUCUAGGAAGAACAGUUUAGAACUGAUAGAGCUAUCCAGUAUAAAUAGAGUUCGUUUAGUUUAGGUUUCCUGCUGUGGUAACACUGGAUCAAUAACAGAUUACUCUUACUGGCCCUCUAAGAAGAACAAUGUAGAACUGAUAGAGCUAUCCAGUAUAAAUAAAGUUAGUUCAGGUUUCCUUUUGUAGUAACAGUAACACUGAAAAAGGAUAUAAAUAAGCUAAAUUUCACUACUUAACCUUCAAGGGAGAACGAUAACCCUAAGACGAAACCAGAAUAUCAAUGACGAAUUUUUGGAAAAGAUCGGAUCUAAGAAACCAGUCAGUUUAAGUUUGAUCAAAUGCCGUGGUAACCUAGUGACGUCCAGUGGCUUGCGAGAGCUGUUUAGACGUUGUGCUGACAAUUUGGAGGUAGGAUAGAGGACUGGUUGAAAAUUUUUAAGCACACAGACAACUAGACGCAAUAUCAUUUGAAAGAAAUUUUUUUGUUGGCAGGAGUUAAAUUUUAUUGGAUGUAACGGUGGUCAACUGAUUGGGGAAUCAAUUCUAUUACAUGUCGCUUUGCGCUGUAAUAAACUUCGUUUAGUGGACGCGAGCUGGAGUAAUGUGGGCGAUAAUGGCGUUGAUGCUUUGGUACAGAAUGUUGAGAGGUCUGUUACGCCUUGGUCUGACUUGCUGCUUGUUUCCUGUUCGAGACACAGUGGUUUGAUUCCUGCAAUAUGCAGUUGUCUGAUUAUAAUUUUACCUCAAUUGCUUGUGAGAAGAUUGCUUCCAGUUUGACCCGAAAAAAGAGCGCAGUUUUUUUUUAGGUACUUCAGCGUCCUCCUGUAGUAACACUGGAUCAAUAAGAGAUGAUCGUUACUGGACCUCUAGGGAAAACAGUUUAGAACUGAUAGAGCUAUCCAGUAUAAAUAAAGUUAGUUUAGUUUAGGGUUUUUUCCUGUAAUAACACUGGAUCAAUAAGAGAAGAUUCUUACUGGACCUUUAGGGAGAACAAGUUAGAACUGAUAGAGCUAUCCAGUAUAAAUAAAGGUAGUUUAGAUUUCCUCCUGUUGUAAGGGAUGAUCCUUACUGGACCUCUAGGGAGAACAAUGUAGAACUGAUAGAGCUAUCUUGUGAAAGAAAUAUGAGUUCGAACUUAUUGUUUUGAACUUAUCGAGGACAUUUUCUCUGCCAGGCUGGAGUGUUUAUGUCUGAAUGGUUGUCAAGCCAUCACUGAUCAUUCUUUAAAGGUGGUCGGUGACAAACAUGGCGAGAGGUGAGUUGAGUCAGUCACUCAGAACACUAAAACCUGAACGUAACUUUUUGUAAACGAGGACUUUUUCUGAUAAUGUACAUGUUCUUUUGUCACUUGAAGUGUUUCUUCAUUUUUAGUUUGAGAACGUUUGAAAUAUUUGGUUGUUUUAACGUUUCUGCGGCGGCUAUAAAACGUCUUGGUCAGAAAUGUCCCAACUUGGAAACAUUGAAUCUUGGACAGUGUUAUAAGGUGGGAAAAUAAAAACUUAUAGUUGACUGUAGAUAAUGAUGGUUCAUUGUUUAAAACAAUACCUUAUUGGUCGCAUAACAAUACCUUAUUAUUCGGGCAACAAUACAUUAUUGUUCUGAAUAGCAAUACAUUAUUGUUCCUGGUUGGUUCUUUAUUUAGAUAACAAGUUCUGAUAUUGGUCGGUUGGUUUCCCACUUAGAAUCAAUAGUCAAUCUGGACUUACGUGGCUGUAAACAGGUUAGGAAUUACUACAAACAAAUAAUUUACUUUAAAGGUGGGUUUUGGUAAGACUUUCGACACAACUUCAGAAAUGUUGACUCGUUUAGGAGCACUAAAAUCAAACCACAUCUCACAAUAUUUUUCUGUGCUUUAUAUUUUAUCUUUUAUGUUUUAGGCGCGUGAUGCUUGCGUGAAAACGAUAGUGAAACAUUGUCCUCAUUUGGUGAACUUGGUUCUAGCGAACUGUCCUUUAAUUACUGACGUGGCUAUGUCUGAAAUUGCCACGAAUCUAUCUGCUGUAAGGUAUGUACCAGUGAUGCAGCCUAUAGGAAAUACCAUACAUACAGAGGUCUCACUUAUUAAUGGUGAUCCAAGCUAUAGACUAAAUUUUGAUCUAGGCAAGAAGAAAGCAGCUGGAAAGAGAAUGUUACAAUUAGUAAAACUGCAAAGUUUGGUUGCGAAAUGUUGUAAAAUGAGGAAAAUAUAGCACUACGACAUUCGCAAAUUUUGUAUUAAUUUGUAUUACGCACGGGAAAAUGCACCACAUUUGGGCCGAAAAUGGUGCAAAUUCCCGCGCGUAAUAAAGUAAUACAAAAUUUACAAAUUUCGUACGGCUAUAUUUCUCCCAUUUUACAACAUUUCGCAACCAAACUUUGCUAUUUUACUAAUUUUAACAUGCUCUUUCUAGCUGUGGUGAUUGAUUUUGUUCUUCUUGCCGAGAUCAAAAUUUAGUCUAUACUGUAGCUGGAAUCACCCAUUUCAGCGGCGUAAGGGAUUUUUCCGGUCCGCCAUUUUCUUAGCAAGUGCCCUAAAAGAGGCUGUCACCCCCCUGAAACAUAUUGAAAUUUAAUGUCCUGGGGGGGGGGGGGGUGAAUGCUUCUAUUUAAGAACACCUGCUAAGAACAUGGCCGCCAGUUAUCCACAGUAAAAAAAGUACCUUACGUUAUUCUGGCCAAGUGAGACCUCUGUAUGGUUAGUACUCUGUGGCCUAGAUCUUGGCCUUGUGACCAUCUUACUUUUUUUUGUAAAGGUGUCUUGAUGUGUGUGGUUGUGUGAAGGUCACUGACCAUGGUGUAAGAGCGCUGGCUCGGUCGUGUAACCGACUGAAUUCCUUAGAUUUAAGUUCCACCAGUAUCACACAGAAAAGGUGGGUCAAAGGAAAGUUAAAAGGAAAUUUUCGUUGCUUUUGGGGCCCUUUUGAGCUGGGAGUCCGCCAGUCCAGGGCAAAGUGCCCCCCUGCUCCGCACUGGUUAUGGUUGAUUCGUCUCUAAUAUAAACUCCGGCUACCGUCGUCUGAUCUACUUCACGUGUUUCCCUUGCAGUGUGAUGUUACUGGCCAGUUACUGCAGUCAAAAUCUUCAGUCGUUGAAGUUAAGUUUUUGUGUUGACGUCACUGAUGAUAGCGUCUCUCGUCUUGUUAAACACUGCAAGAGGUAGGCAGGAUCUAUUCAAGUAUUUUAAGACUGAUUUACACCACACAACGUUUGCCUAAAAACUGUCGCAUGCAACCUGCUUACAACUUGAGUUGUACUGUGUAAAUCAAGCGCACAACUCACCUACGACACUACACAACUUUUACCUAAAACUGUCACAUGCAACCUGCUUACAACUUGAGUUGUACUGUGUAAAUCAAACACACAACUCACCUACGACACUACACAACUUUUGCCUAAAACUGUCGCAUGUAACCUGCUUACAACUUGAGUUGUACUGUGUAAAUCAAGCACACAACUCACCUUCGACACUACACAACUUUUGCCUAAAACUGUCUCGUGCAACCUGCUUACAACUUGAGUUGUACUGUGUAAAUCAAACACACAACUCACCUACGACACUACACAACUUUUGCCUAAAACUGUCACAUGCAACCUGCUUACAACUUGAGUUGUACUGUGUAAAUCAAACACACAACUCACCUACGACACUACACAACUUUUGCCUAAAACUGUCACAUGCAACCUGCUUACAACUUGAGUUGUACUGUGUAAAUCAAGCACACAACUCACCUACGACACUACACAACUUUUGCCUAAAACUGUCACAUGCAACCUGCUUACAACUUGAGUUGUACUGUGUAAAUCAAACACACAACUCACCUACGACACCACACAACUUUUACCUAAAACUGUCGCAUGUAACCUGCUUACAACUUGAGUUGUACUGUGUAAAUCAAGCACACAACUUGCCUACGACACUACACAACUUUUGCCUAAAACUGUCUCGUGCAAUAAAAUCUUUUUUCUUUCUUUUUAGAAUGAAGACUCUUCAUCUAUAUGGCUGCAAAAGACUGCGAAAUAUGAAAGGCUUGCAGAAAUUGAACCGGUCACUUAAACUGGAAUUCUAGUUGUAUUGGUUUGUGAAAAAUAAUGGUCUGUCUUGAUGUGUCCAUGCUCAAUAAAAUAAGAAAGUUAGGAGACUCGAUGCAGAUACAAUAGCCUCAGUAUCAAUGUUUUUGUCUUGGUUUCAACCUCGUUCCCAGGCUCUUACCUCUUGUGGAGGAAAGACCCUGGUCGUAGCUGGUCACGUGAUCUCACGACUGGGUAAUUAAAUCAAGCUAUUGGGUUACUCUAGCGAAAAAAACAAUACACACAUGACGAUGAACCGACCAUUUUUUGCAUAAACCAAGACCAAACGAUAGAUUAUGGGGCCUAUUAUGUCUGUAUCGACUUCCUCACCGUAUUGGCUUAUUCUAUAUUGACUAUGAUGUGUCUGGUGUGAGUCCUUUCCUGUGUUGUGAAAACGACACUAACGCCUGUAGUCUAAAAACUCACUCACACUUGCACUCAAAGAGUAGAGGUUCAAUCUGAGCUCCCUUCAGUGUCAGUGCCAUAGAUAUCUUAUAUACACUAGAUAGCGCAUCUCUUUAAGUAAAAUUGAAGUCAAGAAUAUUCCAGCGAUUACCCCCAUUUGAAUAGAUGGCGACCAUGUUGGAGUUUCCCACUCGCUAAUAAACGCUUAAAAAACAAUAACUUUCAUCAUUUGAACAGUUUGAAAAUGUAUUUGGAAUAGGUUUAACUUAAUGUUUAAGUUCUGUGUUUAAGAAAUAGAAAACAUACGAGUCUUCUCAUUUCAUGGGAAUAUCCUGAGUCUGCAAUUACGGCUUAGAUGCACUAACUAGUGUAUAUAAGAUAUCUAUGGUCAUUGCUGUUUUUGAAUAGCUGGAGGAUUAGUGUCAUACCUUACUAUGUGACUGCUCACCCUCCAGCUAUUCAAAAACAGCACUGACACACAAGGAAGCUCAGAUUGAACCUCCACUCUUGAGUGUGAGUGCGCUUUUAGAAUACAGGCGUAUAAUUUACAGAUUGACUUUAAUUGAAUGCAAUUAAUGUACACUCUGUCUGCCAGUGUUAAAUAAAUAAAUAUAUGCACU